CUUCACCAAGCAUAUUCUCUCUCCAACAAGAAACCCUGUAAAACCCUUAUACACAGAUCCUCUCUGAUCCUUAACAAAUAGAAAGGAAUAGCGCUUGAAAAAAAUCAAAGAAAAGAAGAAGAAGAAGAUAGAGAUAGCGCUCUCUUUUCUGUGCAAUUUUUUUCUCUUCGGCUCGGACCCAGAAGCACAACCAAAUGGCUUUGACGAACUUCAUACUCACGGUGGCCGGUGUUAGCGCCGUGAUUCUGCUGCUAAGGAGCGACGUCAAGCAAUCGGCGGCGGUAUUCAGGCGCAACGUCAAGCACAUCCGCCACUGGCUUGAAGAAGAAUCUGCCUCUGCCUCCAAGGAAGCAGGGAAGGCAACUCCCAAGGAACUGGAAUCAAAAGUUCCUCCAAAAGACAUUCCCAAGGAGGACAAGCACUGAUGUCUCUUUGUUGGUAGCCUGGUGUCGUCUACAAGAGUUACCUAGUUGUUUCUUUGUCUUUUAAUUUUUUUCCUUAAAAUAUUUGAUGGUUUGUUUAGAACAAGUCUCGGUGAAACGUCAGGGUACUUCUGCACCUAAUUUUUUUUUUAAUUGUAAAUUUUGUUUUAGCCAGUUUGGUAUCGUACUUGGUGUAUUUACAAAGUAAGAGCAUUCACAGCGGAUCGUGUAAAAUUUUAUCUAGAAUAACUAAUGAAAACUCACUUUUGCUAA
Molecule: messenger RNA, 695 nt
Organism: Alnus glutinosa
Lineage: Eukaryota; Viridiplantae; Streptophyta; Magnoliopsida; Fagales; Betulaceae
Exons: 2
Coding region: 195-425 (76 amino acids)
Source: RefSeq, a predicted model, not a curated record